Sander lucioperca (pikeperch) is the source of this 6311-nucleotide messenger RNA. RefSeq names its product stereocilin 1 (gene strc1). The transcript has 28 exons. The record is from RefSeq and is a predicted model, not a curated record. Gene Ontology annotation, biological process: cell-matrix adhesion. Lineage: Eukaryota; Metazoa; Chordata; Actinopteri; Perciformes; Percidae. Bases 221 to 6091 code for a protein of 1956 amino acids. Gene Ontology annotation, cellular component: stereocilium tip; cell surface; kinocilium.
UGUCAGGCAAGUGAAUUCACAACCCACAUUAAUACAAAGAAAGUCUGACCAUUCUCCUGACGAUGCCACCAAAUUAGAGGGAGAGAUCAAGGAAGUUAUUAAUCAAAUCCACUCUUUGUCCGGUGAAAAUGCAAACACGCGCAGCUCCGGCGUCUCUUCGUUUGCUGAGUUGAGUGCAUAUUAUGAUAUUCUGAGUAAUUUAUUUGCUGUCUUUCAACCAAUGGUGAGAGAACGAUACCUAGAUGACUUUCCCAAAAUGUUAGUUUGUAUUCUGUCUGGGAGACAGGACUGUGGACUGGAGGCAGAACUGACAAAGACCGUGUCCCUGGAGUUAGGAAAGCCACUGCUGAUAUUGGUGUCGUCUCUGAGAUCCCAGACAUGUACUCCACCGAGCAGCGACGGAGAGUCCAACAGCUUCCUGAGGGCCUACAUCAGCAUGGGGGAAUCAGCCUCUGCAGCGUUAAACGGUUUUCAGCAAACAUUUACAAAUAUACUGUCAAGUGUCCCUCUUUCUGGAAAGUUGAUAAGUGCUGUGAGUGGCCUUGUGGAUGCAGCUGCGACGUAUGUCUCAAAUGUCAUGGCAACUGUACUCCAAAUACCAAUGGACUAUAUUCAAAUAGCUUUACAGUUUGGAAUCAGAAUACCAUCUUUAGACGGACAAGAGACCUGUGAGCAAGGAGAUCUCAAGCAGCUCAUUAUGUGGGGAAUAAACAACAAUGUGAGCUGGUCCUUCAGUAACUCCAUCAUUGACAUCCUCCUGGAUAUCUUCCUGGGUCCUGGGCAGUCUAUGUGCACAUAUCCAGGGCCAGAGUGCCAGAAUCCUCCCAGUGUCCCCUUCCAGCGCAGCGUCCCAGAGGCAAAAGACGACAUUGAUAUCAACCCUGACAUCCUUCUGAAGUGUGAUCGCCACAUUCUGGUCGGGCUCAAUGACACGCUGUGUGCUGACAUCAUCACGGGGUCAAGAGUGGGGUCCUCUACAUCUGUGCACACCUUUUGCCAGGCGCUCAGCUCCCUCAGCCCUAACCAGAUAGAGCAGGUGUGGAGCAACAUGUGUUAUGUUAUUCAAACACUGGUGUCCCCGCUCCUCAGCAGGUCAUCUGACUGCAGCGUUGGGGACACACAGCCUUCCCCUGCUGUCACCCCUUCCUUUGAAACGCUUCCCAUCCCUGGGUCUGCACCUCAACGAGUAGUCAGAGAAGCCUCCAACCUCAAACAGCUCGCCUGUAACUACAGCAGCUGGCUGGAAAACAAGGCGGUGGAUGCUGUCCUUGUGUCACUGUGCAGCGAUAACGAAUAUAGGGAGUUUGUGAAGCAGGUUUGUAACAAUGCUACGUUGAUGAGGAAACUGCUCUCAAAUCAGAUGAACAGCUGGCUGUAUGGAUACUGUGCCAACUCCUCUGCAGACCCUGGGUACAUGGUGAGUCAGUUCUGCUUCUAUGAGCAGUGGAUCAACCAGCCCUCAGUCCUGGUGGAUCCCUCCUUACUGGAGUUCUGCAUGACCCUGGACAGUUCCAGACUGACCCAACUAAUCUGUGACAACACCGGAUUCUUCUUGCUUUUAUUCUCCAACCCUGAAAACGGGCGGUUCAUGCCAAACUGCACAAGCCUGCCCCCUCCACCACCAUUCCCCAACAUGAAUUUAUUAAUAUUAGAUUCUUGUCGUUACUCGGAGUGGCACGAUGUGAUGCAAAUUACCAUCGACAUUUUGUCACAGUGCAUUCUCUUCGAUCAGAGUGGUUUUACUAAAGAGGUUUGCUCGAACAAAACUUUUCUCAACAGUCUGCUGCGUAAUAAAGCAAAUGCCUGGCUGGAGAGUCACUGCAACUCCUCUCUCACCUUUCUACCCCCUGAACCAACUCAGACCCAGGCCUUGCCUAGCAUCACAAGCUGGUGCGACUACUACACGUGGGGAGAUCGGCAGGUGGACAAUUCAGUGGUCGCCCUCUGUUGGGAGUACGAUCAGCUUGCUUUUCAGAAGAAUGUCUGCUGCAAAGCGUCUGUGUUUGAAAAGCUGUUACAAGACCCUCUGAACAAAUGGCUGACAUCAGUCUGCACAGACAUAAAGGAAAUAGAGGAAAUAGCUGUGUUAUCACAGGUGUGCAGGUACUCUGACUGGACCCGUCCCAUCAUCGUUGACAUGACUGAUCUAGCUCUCUGCACUGAGAUCGACCCACUUAACUUCACCUCCAAAGUCUGCGCCAAUGCCACAAUCCUCCAGAACCUGUUGGCCAAUCAGGACAACACCUGGUUAAUACAGUUCUGUGCCAACCAUUCAAACCCAGUGGUAUCUCUUGGUGGAAAUAGGGGACAAGUAGGCCUGACUGGAUUCAACCCGGCAGAGCAGUGCCAGUACUCCAGCUGGAGCAUUUCUCUUCCAGAUGCAGCACUCCUGACUCUCUGCUGGCAGCACGACCAGACAAGUUUUGUCUCCUCCAUCUGCCCUAACGCUGGUCUUCUCUUUCUGCUGUCCCGGGAGCCUUCUAGCUUGUGGGUGGGCAGCAUGUGUACCACCUACUCCAACUACAUCACUAGCACCACCACCAACAGCAGCACCACCACCACCACAGACCCUAAUUUUUGCCUGGCCAGAAGCCUGGUGAAACAGUUCAACUGGACCUGCUCAGCUGACUUCACAUCAGCCUGCCAGCCCGGGGCCAGUCAGAAUAUGGCCCUGCAGAUGGUGGUGCGCUGCUGGGUGGAGAAUCGGAGGACCAGGGUGAAUGAUGUGCUGAGUCCACCUGUGGCCACUGUGUUGGAGCAGGCAGUUAGCAUUACUGUGGUGAUCCUGUUAGCCCUGGAGGAGGUCCAGAACACCUCGCUGCAUGUCACUGAGAACAUAAGACUGAGUGUGUUAGGGUCUGUCGUUCGCUAUCUCGAAAGGGAAAACAACUUUGACAAAAAAAGGGUGUUGCUGCAGUGCUUUGGGAGAGUCUUAACCAGCUUGAUGCUGACAGCAAGAGACGUGACCAGUAAUGAAUUCUCCGUCAUUAAGGAGUACUUCAGUAUACCGCUGAGCAGCCUGAGCUCAGUGCUCAGUUCAGCUCACAUCACCACCGUCAGACUGAUUCUUCAGUACUACAGCAGAAACAAGGAUACGCUACAGUUGCCAGUUAUGUACCUGUCCACCAUGGUGUCAGUGUUGUUCCAGGCCCACCUGGUAAAAGAUGAUAGUCUUUUCCCUGAGCUGGCUCCCCUGCUAGCUGCAGCCAGCCCAGCUGACAUCGAAGCUUUGCCCUCACUGCAGAACAACAGCAAUGUGAGGGAGACCAUUAACAGAUACUUGGGGGAUAUGACUCUGGACCAGCGACGGGCAUUUGGCUUGUGGUACAGUAGAGGUAUACCCCCCUCCAACAUCAUCAGAGCUCAACAGUCAUUCAUCAGGGACACUGGAAACCUGAUCGCCUACCUGCCCUUCUACAACUUCCAACACCUCUCAUCUGCUCAGCUGUUGGAUGGGCUGGAUGUGUUGCUGAGAAACAGCCUCACUUCUCUAAAGCAGGAGUUCAUAGCUUACAGCAUCAUCAGCACCUACAGAAACCUGACAGCUCAGGAUUUUACCAGGCUGGGUAAUCUCUCAUGCCUGGCAGACCCAGAGGACCUCCUUGUGUACAAAGGCACUGUGGUCUUCAGUAUCAUCCGGGACAUCGUUAUGAACUGCUCACGAGAGGGACUCAGUCUGCCCAGCCGUCUAAUUUCUAGUUUGUUACUGAACAGCACAGAAUUAAAGGUCCCCUCUUCGCUCAGUCCUGAUCGACUGGCAGAGCUCGGCCACCUCCUGCCCUUGCUGGGUGUGACUUUCCUGCAGGGUCUCACCCCGUCGCAGCUGCUUGCUGCCCUCCCUGCCCUCAACUCUGUGUCAUUCAGCCCUGCACAGGCUUCCAUAAUUGUAGACAAGAUGUCUUCAAUUAGCACUCUGACUGCUCCAGUCCAGCUGCAGCAGCUCGGCUCCCUCAUUGUGGGAAUAAAGACGGAGACCUUGUUGACCCUCACCUCUGACAGGCUGCUGUCAUCCCUGCCCGCCAUGGCCCAACACACACCAGGCCUAAGCCCGCCACAAGCCAAUGCUAUCUCCACCAAACUAUGGGGCUUUCCAGAAGUAAUCGGUUGGCUGGAUGAUGUGGAGCCUUUGCUCUAUUGCACUCCCCUGCUCAGCAUCCUGGCCAGGACUCGUAUGCUAGUGAACAACAUCACCACUGCAUCCAAAAAACCCUGGAACACACAGCAGGCUGAAGCAAUUUUCAAAGAGGUGCUUGAAACUAAACCAAACCUAAUUAAACUAGAUUUUCCGAGUCUGGGAACAGUGGGUCAGGGUGUAAGCUGCAAGGUCUUACAGGAACGUGUCCGUGCUGAUUCAUCGCCUACUUCAGUGAGAAGAAUCCUGGCCUUCCUCAGGCAGCAGCCUGGUCCUCUUCACACCUCACUGAAAACGUGUGUGAUUGAGGAGCUGUACCAGUUUGAGUUCUUCUCUGAGCUGCUCAAAGAUCUUGGAGCUGAGAUUGCCCUGUCCAUGCCGGUGAGCACCAUUAAGAAGUUUCCCACAGACAUGAUGGACGCUCUAAGGAAGAUGAUCGUUCAGGACCCUCAUCACUUUCUCUUGCUGUCUAGAACAAAACAGGAGCUGCUGGUGGACAAAAUGGUGCAGAGAAUGAGCAUGUACACUGGGGUGUUCACUGAGCAGGAGUUUCGUUCACUGGGCAUUAUGGCAACGUUUGUGGUGGAUGAGGUUUUCAUUCAGUUGGACCGCAGCUUCUUCAUCAACAAUCUGGUUUUCCUACGGGGGCUCUGCUACAGCAGCAGCAAGAUGGACAUUGUGGCUCGUAUUCUGCAGGAACCUGCCGCCUUCGGCCCAGUUAACAACUGGAACCAGACAACACUCAGUCAGGUGGACCGGUUUCUCUUCUUCCUGCCUGACGACAGACUGCAGGAGAUUCCCCUGGCGUUGAUGACUGUGGGCCGUAUAGAGAAGCUGUUCAUGAGCCAGCGUCGGUGGGCACGUGGGGAUGUGGGGAUCUUCUGUUCAGACGAGAAUGAGAGGAAGAGACUUUUUGAAAAGCAGCAGUUUGUUCUACAGUUUUUCCUGGGCUUCCUCAAAAUGAAUGCUGGAUCACCGACUCCUAUGGUUCCUACUUGUGAGAUUCUGUAUACAACAGUUCCCUCUGCCUGGCCCUCCAACAGCCUGACCAGCAUGUCUUCAUCGGCAUUCUCCAACUGUCUGGAGCUGAUGGGACGUGACCCGUUCCUUGCAUCCUACCAGCGCAUCCAGGUGCUCAACAAAGUCAAACAGAUAUACGGCCCCGCCUCGUCCUUCUCCCAGUCUGUGAUUUCUCAGCUGGGUGGAAUAGCGGUAGAGCUGUCACUAGGGGAGCUGAGCAGCCUCCAACUGACUGAGCGAAGUAGCAUCGCUGCUCUGGGUGCUGUCAGUGCCUGGAACAACAGACAGCUUUCUGCACUGUUUACCACCGUGUUAAACUCCACCAAGCAGAGUCCGAGCCAGCUUGACUCUAGCGUACUGGUGGCGAUGGGAUACAUUGUGUGUGGCGCUAAAACAACAGAGAUGAAUUCCUUCAAUGCUAUAGAGUUCAGUAAGGCGGUGCUCUGGCUGGGGCAGCUGAAGCUGUCCUGCUCAGAGGAGCAGCUGCUGGCUCUUGUUGGGCUGCUGGCCCACAGUCUUGCGUUUGGACCCAUAAGUUCAUGGGGAACCGAUGUCUUCAUUGAGAUCGGAGUUCUUGCAGCUGGUCUUCCAGACAUGGCGAUGUCAGCUUUAGUGAAAGAGCAAAUAGAAGGAAUCACAUCUGCAGCUAUCUCAAUGAUACCACCUAAUAAGUUUGCUGUGGUGUUUAACCAGAGACAGAUCAGCAUGUUCUCCUAUGAGCAGGCUACUGCAGUAACUAAGGAGCAGCUGUCUGCUCUGUCAGAUGUUCAGAGGACAGCUCUGGCUCUGGUGUUAACACCGUGGGAAGACAGGCCUGUGAAUUUCAGAGUAGGGAAGUCACUGGGGCUGGCACUGAGCCACAGUCCUCUGUGUCUCAUACUGGGACUGCUGAUGCUGCUGGUCCUGUCCUGCCCUGACCUGAUCUGCCCUGGCUCAUGACCCCACUCACCCCUGCUGGAUCGGGAAACACCUCCUCACCCUCUUUAAAAUAAGCAGCACUUCAGGACUUCUAUAUAGUGUAUUCAAUGAUGAGAUUGUAAUUUAUUUUGUGCAACUAUAAUUUAUAUAUACAUAUCAACAUUCAGCACUAAAGGAACCAAAUGCAUAGUUUAAUUUAAAAAAGCAAUACAUUUUCACAGUAUAAACAUAAACAAGUCUA